CGUAUCAUCGGACAAGAAUUUUUCCCAGGAAACCUUCUCCCGAAACCACAUGGCAACUGUCUUCUCUACUGCUUCCAUCUCUUCCAAGCUCUACACUCAUCAUCACCAUGUUAGUUUCCCCGAUGCAUACAGGUCCUUUCAUUGCCAAAAGACGUACAAAUUGCAAUGUAAUUUGAAGAACACAAGCAACACUUCAUCCUCUUCCUCUAGUCAAGAAUCCGAACCUGAAAAUUUGCUGCUGAAGAUGGCAUGGUACGGCUCUGAACUCCUAGGCAUUGCUGCUUCUUUUGUACGUCCUCCAAAAAAUGUUGAAGCCCCGCAAGGAACAUCAGAGCUAGCUCUUGAUAGGUCCGGAAUAACUGAUCGCAACUCAAUUGUGGAAGCUAUUAAAGAUGAUUUUCAGAGAUCCUACUUUGUAACAGGAAACCUGACACUUGAUGCAUAUGAAGAAGACUGUGAAUUUGCAGAUCCAGCAGGUUCUUUCAAAGGCUUGCGACGGUUCAAAAGGAAUUGUACGAAUUUUGGUUCCCUUCUUGCGCAGUCGAACAUGAAACUUAUGAAGUGGGAGGACUUUGAGGAAAAAGGCAUCGGACACUGGCGUUUCAGCUGCAUUAUGUCAUUUCCAUGGAAGCCAAUUCUUUCAGCAACUGGUUACACGGAAUAUUAUUUCAGCAAGGAAUCUGGAAAAGUAUGCCGGCAUGUCGAGCACUGGAAUGUCCCAAAAAUGGCUUUACUGAAGCAAAUUCUGAGGCCUAGCAGAGGGUUUUGGCAGAAAAACGAAGGUAGUUAAGAUAAUGUUGGGUGUAGGUAAUGAACAAAAUCAAUAGAAUAGUUCGAGAAAUGUAUUAUAAUGGCAACCAAAAUGAACAGACUUCGGGUUCUAGAAAAGCAUAAUUUGAAAACUUUUCCUCAUCAAAGAGCCAGGGGAAGUGAGUUUGGUUGGUCAACGCUCCAAGAAAUGUAUAUAGUUCUCGAAGACUUGGUCUGCUUAACGGACACCAUGAAGACUUGAUUACUGAUUAGGCUAUAAAUGAUCAGAUUUAUCAUCAAUAUGGGCUGGUUUGGAUGGCACAAAAGUUGUUAUAAGAACAAAUCCUAUUUUUAAUUCUGCUUAUUUAUCAUCAAUAUAUGCUGGUUUGUAUUCCGGGCU
Molecule: messenger RNA, 1150 nt
Organism: Coffea eugenioides
Lineage: Eukaryota; Viridiplantae; Streptophyta; Magnoliopsida; Gentianales; Rubiaceae
Exons: 5
Coding region: 50-790 (246 amino acids)
Source: RefSeq, a predicted model, not a curated record